GGGCAACCUUCGCAGUUCCAUUUGAUCAGCCAAAAGAGCUUCUCUCUAAAUCAGUCGUUCGAGCGACGUUGUACCGAAAAGACCUGUUCUCUUGCUCUUGUCCACAUUCGAGUUUCAGUGUUCGCAGUGUCCUCAGUCGAGGAGGUUCUUCCCAUAGUACUUUGUUGAUACCCAAGUGAUUUGCUAUUGUGAAUAUAACAAACGCGAGAUUUUUCGUGCUGCAUUUUGAUUGUGGAAGACACCCUUCGAGAUAUCAACCCUCGUGGAUAUUUUUCACCCUCGAUUUCAACUUGGAGUUGUGGUACAUCAACUUUCAAGUAAAUUACCGUCUCAAUUAAUGACUUUGUGAAAAUAACUUCAUCAAUUGAUGUGUCUGUGAAAUAUCCUGGAAAACUUCGCCAAACCCUUAGACAAUUAAUCAGUUUGAAGUGUAAAUUCUGCUGUGCAGGAAAUUGUAGAAUUGUGUGGAGUGUGAUUGUUUUGGUAAAAGUGCCAAGAAAAUUAUGAACAGUUGAGCAAAUAGUUGUUCUUGAGCGUCCCUUGAGAAAAUGACAGCCAAACGUGAAAAGGACUACGGAACGAAAACAAGUAGCAAAACAGGAUCAGAUCUCAACGCUAAUAACAAGGGUGGUUCAGUUGGUACACUACCAUCAAAUACAGCCUCAUCUUCUCCAGCAACUAUUGGGUCAUCCCCAUCAUCAGAUAACCUUAAGCGCACAAAUAAACCUCUAAUGGAGAAGCGUCGUCGAGCCAGAAUUAAUCAGAGUCUAGCUAUCCUUAAGGCUCUGAUUCUGGAAUCCACAAAGAAUAACAGCAAGAAUUCAGAAGGACAACCAAAGCAUACUAAGCUUGAGAAAGCUGACAUUCUUGAGCUAACAGUCAGGCACUUCCAGAGACAUAGGAAUCUUGAUAAUCCUGCCAUAGACAAAUACCGCUCAGGGUACACAGAUUGUGCUCGGGAAGUGGCUAGAUAUUUAGCCACUCCCGAACCACCACCACUUCCCAGUGUCCCAACAUUGACAGAUGCAGGCUCCAAGGCUAGGCUUCUGAGACAUCUGGAUCAAUGCAUUGCGGAGAUUGACACGGAAAUUUGUCCAGUAACUCAGACAAAUCCCUUACCAACAGCAACAGGUGAUGCUAAGCUGAACAACUACUUUGGAUCCAUGGAAAGUCUUAAGAAGAAUUCUGAUCCCAAUACAAUGGAUUACAGCAGCCAGGAUUCUACUAAUCCCAUUGAUUUCAGCAAGAACAGCCGUUAUGAUCUUCCUGAAGCAGAUCGCACGGCUAUGCCUGUAUUUGCUUCAUCUGUCCCACCACGGGAUAUUCAGGAUGAGAACAACAACAGGGGAAAUCGUCAAACUCCAGAUUCCAACUCCGCCCUCAAUAACAUUGAAGACAUGAUUGAAACCAACGAAAUUGCCACAACAUCCGCAUAUGGAAACUUUCAACCUGGCAAAAUUCACCCUGCAACAUCUGCCCAGAAACUGAUGGCCACCAAAGGACAGAAAUUCCCCAAAGGUCCCAAUGGGACGACAUCACCAAUCAAUGUGAUGCCAAUGGCAAAUGGAGUUAAUCCACUUGGAUUGCCCCCUGAGGGAGCUCUAAUUCCGCCUGAAGUUGCAGAAAAAGAGGGACAUGUAGAUUAUGUCAAGUCGGAGUCCAUGAAUGGUCAGUAUCAUCAGAUGAGACUUCCCGAUGGACAGAUGGUUCUCCUACUUCCUCCGCACUACGUCCAAUUGGCUGCCGCUCUUGGACUCAAUUCCCAGGCCAUGAUGGACCCCGCCGCGCUCACAGACUUUGAGAGUCUUAUUGAGUUGAACCGGAAGCAGCAACAACUCAACCCAGCUGAAGCUGCCAAUAUUCCCGAAGCCAUCUACUGGGAGCACUAUCGAAAGUCCAUGAGUCUAGCUCAUCAGAUCACAGAGAAAGCCUCAAUGGGCGAUUGCCGUAGUCUCGAAGCUCGAUCACCAGUUAAAGUGGCAGAUUCCCCACCAACCCUACAACCCCUCUCUGGUCCAGUGAGUGGCAAGGACUACGGGGAAAUGGAAGUGGAUGAUGUGGAAAAUAUUGAGGAUAAAAUCCCAAUUGCUCUCACCACUUGCAAGGUAAUUGAGAAGAAUGACGACAAACUCGACGAGAGGAAAUCACCGCAGUUUGACCAUCAGAAUCAGAAUAAUCAGAAUCUUCUCAAUGAAAACGUUGAGUCCAGAAGCUCAAAUGGAAGUGACGAUAUGUGGCGACCCUGGUAAACUUCCCAAUGUAUAAAAAAAAUAGCCCAGCAAAUUAGUAUUUAGCCCGGCAUAACCCAUAAAAUGCUUUAAAUAUAGUGCAAUAAGAUUAGAAACAAUAAUAUUAUGGAUGUUUAAUAUUUUUAAUAAAUUAAAUUUGCAUUGUCUCAUGAGGCAUAUAUAUAUAUUGCACUUUACAUUUAAAUGUGUAUCUUGAGAUAAAUGUGCCAAAAAAAAAGUCAGAUGAUAUUAAUGUACACACCCUCAACCAAUCACUGAAUUCUUUUGUUAAAUACAAGAGUUAUAUUAAAAAUAUAAUUAUGUACUUAUAAAAAAA
Phlebotomus papatasi is the source of this 2565-nucleotide messenger RNA. RefSeq lists its product as uncharacterized. The transcript has 8 exons. Gene Ontology annotation, cellular component: nucleus. The coding region runs from base 549 to 2249 and encodes 566 amino acids. NCBI's taxonomy places the organism in Eukaryota, Metazoa, Arthropoda, Insecta, Diptera, Psychodidae. Gene Ontology annotation, molecular function: protein dimerization activity; DNA-binding transcription factor activity, RNA polymerase II-specific; RNA polymerase II cis-regulatory region sequence-specific DNA binding. The record is from RefSeq and is a predicted model, not a curated record. Gene Ontology annotation, biological process: anterior/posterior pattern specification; regulation of transcription by RNA polymerase II; regulation of neurogenesis.